AUGCCACCACUCUCGCCGACACGAGCGUUCGAGCCCACACCUGCACUGUUGCACAAUAAUUUUUCUGGCUUCAAUGGCAUACAUAGACACUCUUCCGUACACUCCUGCAGAGAGGGACAAGGCAAAGAAGUUCGAUUUGGCGAUUCCGAGAUACCCUCCUCCGUCCACGGCAGACACAGUAUCGCUACUUCCAAUGUACCACUACUGCCGGCCGUCUCCUCAGCAAGCCAUGUGCCCAAGCAAUCAUUUAGAAUCACGAACCCUACGCCAGGGGUCGACAUCUCGGCUUAUUUCGAACAUUGUCGCGACGUCAACGAGCAGCUGAGACAUGCGCAUACACAAGAAAGGAAGGCUUGGGAGAUUGAAAGGAUUUCGUUAAAGACAAGGAUAGCAGACUUGGAAUUCAAGCUCAACAAAGCAAACGGUGGUCGGAGAAGAUUGAGUAAUGACUCUCCGUUCGCAAGCACAACUUCUCUCAAAUCAGAACUCAGUACUCCUCAUGUCGCAGCUGUCAACAACUCUCGGCAUCACAGCAUCGCAGCUUCCCAUAUGGACCAUUUCAAAAAUGAUCACUCAAAGCCUGUCUGGCAACCCGAAUCACCUCUACCAGCGACACGCGUGUUUGCACAUGACGAUGACAUCCAACAUCUUGCUAGUAUCUCAGAAGACAAGCCUUUCGAGACUCUGUCACCACAACGGUCGCAAGAGAACAAGCCAAUUCCUAUACAAGAAAUCGAUGAGACACUCGACGGCAUCACUGUGAAGUCUGAGGGCGUCAAGUCCAGUUUCAACAAGGUCAUGAGCCCAAUAAUCAUCGCGUCGCCUGGUCGCUCACCCUCACCAAAACAAAAACCCCCCGAGCCUCCGAGGCUCACUCUGGAUCCGUUCAGCGUCCUCGACCCUCUUGAGGCAAAAUUGACAAGACAUGCUGGCCACACUCCGCUCGCCUUUGAUGGGAUCCUGUCGAGUACAGCGUCGACGGAUGGCCCAACCCCACAGCAAGAGAAGCCACUUGCACCUGCUCCGUCGGCUCGUCCUCCUCUACGUCCUUCAGAGCGCUCAGAAUCAUACUUCAGUACAAAUGACGUUCAUGCCACCACCACGGAGACGAUAUGGGAAGAUGUGGAGCCAGAAAAAGAAGUAGAACCAGAGCCAUACUAUGAGACUGCCGACGAUCGCCCACUUACUGGUCCCUUGAUGCUCGAUGCUUCCGGCAAGUCGGAGCUGUCUCAUAGCUUCCUUGAGCAGCUUGAUCAUAAGCUGCUUGAAGAGGUCCGAAGGUCGCAAACAAGCAGUCCUGCACUACAGCCCGGUUCACGUCAACAGAGCAAAAAGUCGGAGGAUGAAAAGAGUAACAAGUCGGAAGACGAAAACUUCCCGCGUCUGAGGCUGAAAAAGAGUACUAACUUCGGAAGCGCUUACGGGGUUAGAAUUCCUGGCGUUUGUGAAUAA
This is a messenger RNA of Lithohypha guttulata, 1452 nucleotides long. RefSeq lists its product as uncharacterized. The coding region runs from base 1 to 1452 and encodes 483 amino acids. Lineage: Eukaryota; Fungi; Ascomycota; Eurotiomycetes; Chaetothyriales; Trichomeriaceae. The transcript has a single exon. The record is from RefSeq and is a predicted model, not a curated record.